AUGCGACUUUGCUGCAAGCGAGAACCACCAAACUUGGAAAAACCUGAUGACGACCUUCCACGUUUAAACCAAUAUGAUGAGCCGUUUCUUUUGGUCGGAGUUAUGACAACCAGAAAAUAUUUGAAAACGAGAGCAGCGGCGAUUAGUCGAACUUGGGGGAAACACAUCCCUGGGAAGAUAUUGUUCUUUCUGGGACAAGGCAGAGAGUACAGGGGACACCUUCCCAUUGUAGUCCUAGACAAGGUCUCGGACAAUGCAUACCCUCCGCAGAAGAAGUCCUUUGCGAUGUUGAAGUACAUACACGACAACUUCAUUGAUAGUUAUGAGUGGUUCAUGAGAGUCGACGAUGAUAUAUUCAUCCAGCCCGACCGUCUGGAGAAAUUCCUCCGCUCAGUAAAUAGUUCCAGACGCCUGUACAUGGGCCAACCAGGACUUGGUAUUCCAAGAGAGAGGGGGAAGCUCGGAUUGCGCAAUGACAGCUUCUUCUUCUGUAUGGGAGGCACAGGGAUUGUUUUUACCAGGGAAACCUUGAGACGAACUGCUUUAGGGUUUGAUACAUGCCUGAAGCACACCUUCACGAAGCACGAAGACACGGAGCUGGGUAGAUGUGUAAACGAACAGGCUGACGUCUCGUGCAGCGCUGCCUAUGAGUUUUCGGCAAUGUUCUACCAAAAUCGCGUCAACAGAAAUGGGUCAUUUGAAGGCGAAAUGGACCCCAAGGCCACUAAAGCGUUGACCUUACACCCGGUAAAGAAAUCAGAACAUGUGUACAGACUUGGAAGCCAGUUUAGCGCCAGACGCAUGUUUCGUCUUAAAAAGUCCAUCUCUCGCUUGGAGGACGCCAUUAGAGAUAUGGAUCAUCUAAUUUCGCAGUCUAUGGACAAGAAGUCAAAUAUUCACGUUCCUAAAAUAUUGCACAAAAGAAGUAUUGACCAAAAGAAAAAGAAUCAUGGGACAGAUGACAUUUGGAAUUUUAUUCGAUCUGGACUUAUAUACACACGUACCCAUCCAUAUCAAAACCCGUACGAAAUCGUAGCAAGAAGAGGCAGACAACUGCGGAUUAAUGCCACCAUUUUAGCUUUGAAGACGUCAAAACAGAAAUCAAAUUUACCUUAUUUUUAUUACGAAAAAAUAAACCCUAAUGUAGGGGUAGAACAUGUCAUGGCGAUGGGAAAUCGGUCUUCUUAUAAACCGUAUGUGGCCAUACAGCGUUUCCAAAUACCCGAAGUAGUCGAAGUUCUCGACGAUUCGAAACCUCGGGGUGUCAUCAUAUACAUGAUAUUGCCCUUGUACAGACGAUCGAUGGUCUUUGCUAAUUUUCUCACGUCGUUAAACACCACAGCUUACAACUUCCACGGCAAGAUACAUCUCCGAAUUGUUCUGUACAAAGAUACCGGCAAAGAAUUUUUGGUGUCUUUGAAGAAUUACAAUGCGUUCAACUGUUCUAGCGAAAGUCUGAAAACUGAACUCUUUCUGCUGGCAGACCAGUACUCGAGAGUGAAAGCCAUGAACAAGGGCCUGGAAGAUAUUCCUCUAGAUUCGCUCGUGCUUUUCAUGGACGUCGAUAUGAUCUUCACCGCCAGCUUUCUAGACAGGGUGAUUCUGAAUACGAAACGCGGUAAAGAAUCCUUCUUCCCCGUCUCCUUUUCUCUGUACGACCCGAGUAAGGCCUGCCACGGUAAACCCGGGUGCCAUUUUGAAACGAAUAACUUUCAGAUCCACCAGGAUCGAGGAACGUGGCGCCAUUUUGGUUUUAGAAUUGUGGGAAUAUAUAAAGAUGACUUCAUCAGAGUUAAUGGAUGGGAUACCUCGAUAAUGGGUCGGGGUAAGGAGGAUUCUCUUUUCUAUGAGCAAUGUUUCAGCUACGGGUUUCCAGUGUUUCGCUCUAUUGAACUGGGACUGGUGCACGUGCAUCAUAUUAAAUACUGUAACAGCUCUCUGCCGACUGACCAGUACAAUAUGUGUCUUGCUUCCCGCGCCCAGAUGUAUGCGUCCCAGUCGAUUCUAGCAAAUCUCGCGUUUAGUAUUACAUCGAUAAAAGAAAACAUGUAA
Messenger RNA from Gigantopelta aegis, 2052 nucleotides. RefSeq names its product chondroitin sulfate synthase 1-like. The coding region runs from base 1 to 2052 and encodes 683 amino acids. The record is from RefSeq and is a predicted model, not a curated record. Gene Ontology annotation, molecular function: glucuronosyl-N-acetylgalactosaminyl-proteoglycan 4-beta-N-acetylgalactosaminyltransferase activity. Gene Ontology annotation, cellular component: Golgi cisterna membrane. NCBI's taxonomy places the organism in Eukaryota, Metazoa, Mollusca, Gastropoda, Neomphalida, Peltospiridae. The transcript is spliced from 2 exons.